Molecule: messenger RNA, 6935 nt
Organism: Loxodonta africana (African savanna elephant)
Lineage: Eukaryota; Metazoa; Chordata; Mammalia; Proboscidea; Elephantidae
Gene: TMEM43
Product: transmembrane protein 43
Exons: 12
Coding region: 179-1381 (400 amino acids)
Biological process (GO): lipid metabolic process; nuclear membrane organization
Cellular component (GO): nuclear envelope; nuclear inner membrane
Source: RefSeq, a predicted model, not a curated record
UGCGGCGCGCGUGCUCAGAAGAAUGGGGGCGCCUGGGGCGGUAACUCUGUAGCAAGUCCCGCCUUGUCCUGGACCCCACGCCGGCAUUUGCAGCUCCCGGCCGGCAAGAGGCCACUGGAUUCCGGUUGUCAGCUCUAGCUGAGCAGAGCGAGGAGGCGGCGACGAGCCAGGUGCCACGAUGGCCGCGAACUACUCCAGUACGGCUAACAGAAGAGAACACACGAAAACAACAGCAAGCCCCCAGCCAGGCUUCCUGGAGCGGCUUAGCAAGACCUCGGGUGGCAUGUUUGUGGGGCUCAUGACCUUCCUGCUCUCCUUCUACAUAAUUUUCACCAAUGAGGGCCGCGCGUUGAAGACGGCGACCUCCCUGGCUGAGGGGCUCUCGCUUGUGGUGUCCCCGGACAGCAUCCACAGUGUGGCUCCGGAGAACGAGGGGAGGCUGGUGCACAUCAUAGGGGCCCUGCGGACUUCCAAGCUCUUGACUGAUCCAAACUACGGGGUGCAUAUUCCAGCGGUGAAGCUGCGGCGCCACGUGGAGAUGUACCAGUGGGUAGAGACGGAAGAGUCCAGGGAGUACACUGAGAAUGGGCAGGUGAAGACGGAGACGAGGUACUCCUACAAUACCGAAUGGAAGUCGGAAAUUGUCAGCAGCAAAAACUUCGACCGGGAGAUUGGGCACAAAAACCCCAGUGCGAUGGCGGUGGAGUCAUUCACGGCCACAGCCCCCUUUGUCCAAAUUGGCAGGUUUUUCCUCUCGGCAGGCCUCAUUGACAAAGUCGACAACUUUAAGCCACUGAGCCUGUCCAAGCUGGAGGACCCCCACGUGGACAUCAUCCGCCGGGGAGACUUUUUCUACCACAGUGAGAACCCUAAGUAUCCAGAGGUGGGAGACCUGCGUGUCUCAUUUUCCUACGCAGGACUGAGUGGCGAUGACCCCGAUCUGGGUCCUGCUCACGUGGUCACUGUGGUUGCCCGGCAGCGGGGUGACCAGCUAGUCCCAUACUCCACCAAGUCUGGGGACACCUUGCUUCUCCUGCACCACGGGGACUUCUCAGCAGAGGAGGUGUUUCAUAGAGAACAAAAGAGCAACUCCUUGAAGACCUGGGGCCUGCGGGCUACUGGCUGGAUGGCCAUGUUUAUGGGCCUCAACCUCAUGACCCGGAUCCUCUAUACCCUGGUGGACUGGUUUCCUGUCUUCCGAGACCUGGUCAACAUUGGCCUGAAAGCCUUUGCCUUCUGCGUGGCCACCUCACUGACCUUGUUGACUGUGGCUGCUGGGUGGCUCUUCUACCGGCCCCUGUGGGCCCUCUUCAUCGGCUGCUUGGCAUUGGUGCCCAUCAUCAUUGCUCGGACACGGGUGCCGGCCAAAAAGCUGGAGUGAAACAGGCCUGGCACCUGCCUGACCCAAGCCACCACCUCCCCCUCCCACUGACCCAGCAUGAGUCCAGGUCAGUUUUUGACCCCACUUUCCCUCCACUCUUCAAGGUGCCUGACUUGGCAACACGCACGUGCUAGGAUUUGGUGUUCAUCAGCUAACGUCUUCUCCACCCCUUCUCUUGCCAAUAAGCAGCUUUGGUGGGCAGAAGGCAGCUUACAUCUAGCAGUGUAACAAGCAUUCUCCUUUUGUUCCCUUCCCUUCUGUUGUAACCUGGUGUGUGUGGCCGGCUGAACUUGUUUCACUCGGCUCAUCUGUGUGAGGUGACGAAGCAGUGACACUCCACAGAGACCUGCUGAUAAAGGGCUCAGCCUCAUCACUUGCUUCUUCCCGUCAUUGAAGACUAUAGUGUCAGGAUGCUGCCACAACCAUCAAACCUAUCUAUGGCCUUAAAGGGUGACCUUUAGUUAUUGCUAAGCACUACUGGAUUACCAAGACAAAGCACUUGCCCAGCAAUGCCAGUGCACCAAAAACCGAGUGUUUGGGUAGAACUUGGUUUGAUACUUUAAAACAAACAAAAAACACUCGAAGAUGUCAUGAUGAGAAAAAAUUAAAAAUUUAUUGGGCUUUAUACGUAUUUUAGGAAACCUUGGUGAUGUAGAGGUUAAGUGCUACAGCUGCUAACCAAAAGGUCGGCAGUUCGAAUCCCCCAGGCGCUCCUUGGAAACCCUAUGGGGCAGUUCUACUCUGUCCUACAGGGUUGCUAGGGGUCAGGAUCAACUCGAUGGCAACGGGUUUGGUUUUUCUUAUGGUUUGGCGGAAUCUUUUUAGUGUAUUAAAAAAAAAAAAAACCGUUGCUGUCGAGUUGAUUCCAACUCCUAGCGACCCUAGGAGAACUGCCCCAGUUUCCAAGGAGCGUCUGAUGGAUUCAAACUGCCGACCUUUUGGUUAGCAGCUGUAGCUCUCAACCACUAUGCCACCAGGGUUUCCUUUUAGUGUAUAGGAUCUCCAAAAAGUCCUUUUUAUAAGCUUUUCUUUGCUAUGAUGAGUAAUCUCUUGUGUACUUUCCUACCCUGAGGGAAUUUUUUGAAAUAAGAUUUAAAAAACAAAAUGAACAAACUCCUGAAUGAUUAACAUUUCAGACUGUUACAGAAAAACACCCUUUAACCUAUCAGCUGAAGUUAAUUCAGAGCACAGGACCGUGUUAAAUUGGGUUAUGGCUUAGCUGGUAAAAAUAAAAAGUCACCUCUGUCACUACUCUGGGUUAUUUGGGAAGCUUUAAGAAGCUUUUGAAACAAGCGUUAGGCAAGGAUUUCUUUUUACCCUGGGAUGAGAUGGGGAAUCUCUACCGGAUGGAGAAAAGCAUUUCCUUUCAUCCUCUGGUGUCAUGAACGGCCCACUUAAAAAUAGUUUUGAGUUUUUAGUCAGUCAUUAAAAGGUUGGACGCUUUAUAUCAGGUGGGCUCCUACAUGGUGGCCCCCAGUCAACCAAAGUCAAGACUCAGGCUGCAGGCUGGCUGUACAAUGCCCACGUCUGGCCUGUUCCUUCAUCGCAGAGUGCCGACAUUGGCACCUGGGCCUCAGGAGGCUGCUCUGGGAGGUUCUUGUCUCCUUAAUCUCCUCCCAAGUAAGAUCCACCCAUGCUUAAUUUAUAUAAUCUCUAAAUUUCCCAACUACUCUUAUACCCUUUUAAAGUGUGUUGUAACCUUGAUGUCUUAAGAGAUUCUUUGUGCAUCUUUUUUCCCAAUAUUCAGGAACUGUUUUGCCUUUGCUGGGAGUGUUCGCUUUUUUAAAUAAGUAUUUGAUAGCUGAAAAAGGGGUCAGAAUUUCUGAAACUGGUGACCGAAUAUUCUGUUGUCCUGGGGUAUCUGUGCUCUAGAUUCUUCAUGUUAAAAAGAAACAGCCAGCCCCACAGAUGACUUUUCUGGGUUUAAGUACUGAACUAGUAUCCGCUACUGCUUAUUGAACGAGCAGUGCCAUCUAAGCUCUUAACAGAGCCUUUAAGAAAAGACAGUAUAACAAGAUGAAAGCUCUUGGGAUUUGAGGUUUGUAUAGUUUUCCCUAAUACAGAUUUUAAAUUACAAUUUAAAAACUGUUCUCAAAGAGCAAAAUAAUGUAAAGAAAAACCUGGAGCUUUUGAAAAAUCACCAUGAAAUUUGUAUUACCUUUGUAUUUUUGAUAAAAAUUCAAAAUAAAAUUUUAAGUAUCUUUUGGUAUAGAAACUUGCCAUUAUCCUUUUAUUUUCAUUCUUUCUGAAAUUUCUAUCUCAGAGACUUUAGUCACAGAACUUAACUAUGAAUUUUAAGAACCCACUGGGUUCUAAAUUGUUUUUAGUGGCUAGUGGCCAUUGUUCUUCAACUUUUUUUUUUUUAAAAAAGGGCAACUCAAUAUUUCUAGCACUUAGAAGCCUUACAUGCCAACGCCUACUUAGCUUUGGCUUGAUUUAGUCAGUGACUCAUACUUCACUCAUCUUCAGAAUGUGCCAGAAGACACGGAAUGGGGCAGCAGUAUGAAACAGUACAAAGGGCAUCAUGGGCUUUGGGUCAACACAAAGACCUGAGUCCAGGUCCCAAGUCUGCCACUGAUUGGAUGUGUGACAUUGGGCAAAUGACCACCAAGCCCGUUUCCUCAUCUAAAAUUGGGACAAUGUCCUUCUGUCUCAGAUAAAGCCCAUGAAAUGCCUCAUUGUCCACCCUGAAGCUAGCAAUUUGAGAACUUAUUUUUGUUAAAAUUGAAACAGGUGAGAUAACUUUCCCAAACCCACUUUUAUAUUUCUCAAAACCUAAUGUUUUAUUGCAUUUCCAGAAUACCUCCUAGUAGCUGGCAUCUGCUUGAAUGAACUACUUCUCCAGACACAGGACUAUACCCUUGACUCAAAGCACCAGAAAACAAGUCGGCUCACCUCUAGGAGAGCAUGGGUAUUGGUACAGGAAGUGUGAGACUCCAGUUUCCAUAGCAACACCAGUGUGUUUCUCAACAAGAGUGUUCCAGCCAGGCUCUUGCUGCAUGAGUCACACCCCAAAGGUUUUGUUUCCCUGGGAUAAAACUUCCUCAGAUUUUUAGUGGCUCCCGUCAAAGAUUAAGUAGUAUCUUCUGUUUUCAACAGAAAAAAAAAAAUUCCAUCUAUGUAAUGAUGAGCCUAUAGGAAAUCACUAUCUGAUUUCUAAUGUAGUCUCAACAUGUGUACAAAUUGUUACGUUAUUUGGGUGUUCUUAACUGACAAAAUCUCAAAGAAAAUGUAGAGUUGAGUCUUUUUAGAUAAAUGCUUUAUUUUUUUCUCAAAAUAUUAUAAAACUUGUUUCUCUGAGUAUCUACACUGGCAUAUAGCUUUGUAAAUUUAUCCAGGAAUGAAUUACAUCUAGUUUAACAUUGGUCUACUUUUAUUAACAUUUCUUUGAUUCUCAAUUAGUUAUUCUUUCCUGAUUUUAGCUCUUAGUUCUAGUCUUCUGCAGCCACAAAGUGUAACUUCGAAAAGUAGGUCCCACCACCAUCACAACCCGAGAUGGUCUGCACUCCUCUGCGCUCUCUCAUGUGACAAGAGGCAGCAUUAGGCAGUAUUAGUGAACCUGAUUCAGGGGAGAAAUAAGUGGUCUUCAGAGAAAGUCUGAAAGAGAGGCAUGAGCACACUGACAGUUGAAGGAUUUAACUGGAAGAAAGGACCACUGUGUUCCUCAGUGACCAUCAUCUCAAGUCCCCAGUGGUGUCUAUAAAAGAGCUGACCCAUAUUUCCAAAGAUGGGAAGAAUAAGGCUGAGGUGGCAGGAGAGUAUCUCCUGGAGAAGUUUCUCAUAGCUCAAAGGCUAGGGCUUGGUAGCAAAAAGCUUUCAAAGUCCUAUCCUGGGUGAAUCCAAGAAGACCGGGGCCAGACCAAACUGCAGCGUGACUUCAGUGUGACCCUUCUGUCCUCCGGCCAGUGUCUGUAGUGCAUGCUGCUUCUGCUUCCUUCUCAGCAGAAAAGCCACUGCUCUGAGGUGCCUGGGCACCCCCCAAGGGCAGGCUGAGGCCUGCAGUGGUGGAACACAUGAGAAGGUAAACUCUAGCAUCACAGCUUCUCAAAUGGAAACAGAUGAGAAGCUGCCUCUUUCUUUCCCCUUCUGGUCUUCUUAGAGCACUUCUGCUUCUGGUCUUCAGUUUCUCGGUUCUGGGGCCAAGAGGCAGCCAAGAUCCUGGCUGCUUCUGCUUGGGAGCUGGUCCCCUCCUCUUCAUCAGAAGAAAGCCCGCCUCCUCCUGCAUCUGUGUGGAGAGCUACUGCCUCACUCUGCAGAAGUGGGAGGACAGGGGAGGGGAAACAUAGGGCACGUGUCAGUGAAGAGACAGUGGGGAGUGCUGUCAAGAGGCACAACAGCUCACAGUACUUGACUCAGCUACCAGUCAAGCCUGAGUGGUGUGGCUCUGGUGAAACACAGGCAUUGGUGGGAAGAGGCAAGACUUCCUAGUUCUCCACAUCGGCACUUGCAAGUAUUGCUUCCUACUCACGUGGCUCCUUCUAUGUCUUCCUCGGAUCAGGGCUCAUUUAAACAGGUCCUGGAGAGCCUGCUGUAAGCUGAGCGUGGGGGAGUGCAAAGAUGUUGGGGCAGCUUGUACUCAAAUCUAGGAGAUAAGUGUGACUGGUGCUUUGCAUUUGUUACCCCAGUUUUGAGCAAAAAUAUGUUAUAGAGUGAAAGCGUAUCUAUAGAAGACCAAUUAAUUCAAAGAAUGGAAGAAUAUAGUACAACAACAUUAAACAUAAUUGAGGAGUUAAGGGAAAACACAAAGUUCUAAAAGAAAUAAGGAAAGCAAUGCAAGAACAAAACCAGGCUCUGAAAAAAAAGAUAAAAAGAAACCAAACAAAAAUAUUGCACCUGCAAGGGACAAUAACUGGAAAGAAACACACAAUGGAAGGAUUUAACAACAGAUUUAAUCAGGCAGAAGGAAGAAUACUGAAGAAGAGAAUAAGGCAGUUAAACUUGCAGACACUGAAAAGCAACAAGAACAGAGGCUGAAGAAGGCUGGGCACAAUUUACUGGAAUUAUGGGACAACAAGAGAUCUAAUAUAUACAACAUGGGAAUUUUGGAGGGUGAUGAGAGAGAAAAGGAUAGAUAGAAUAUUUGAAGAAAUAAUGACAGGAAAUUUCCCAAUCUGACAAAGGAUAUGAAUCUACAAAUCCAAGAAGCUCAAAGAACCCCGAGCAGGAUAAACCAAAAGAGAUCCACAUCAAGAAACAUCAUAGUCAGGCACCCAAAAAGUAAGGAUAAAGAGAGACUCCUGAAAGCAGUGAGAGAGAAGCAAACAGUCACAUAAAAGGAUUCCAAAUAAGAUUAAAUACCAAUUUAUCCUCAAACACUGGAAGCCAGAAGGCAACAGAAUGAUACACUGUCAACCAAGAAUACUAUACCCAGUGAAACCGUCCUUCAACAAUGAGGGUGAAACUGAAACGUUCCCAGAUAACACAGAAGCUGAGACAGUUCAUAUCCACCAGGCUGGCCCCACAAAAAAUACUAAGGGGAGUUCUGUAGAUGCAAGGGAAAAGAUACUAGAAAGCAAUUCGAAGCCAUAUAUUUAAAAAAAAAAAACCUAAUAAA